Messenger RNA from Penicillium macrosclerotiorum, 2115 nucleotides. RefSeq names its product Zn(II)2Cys6 transcription factor. Bases 1 to 2115 code for a protein of 704 amino acids. The transcript has 3 exons. Gene Ontology annotation, cellular component: nucleus. Lineage: Eukaryota; Fungi; Ascomycota; Eurotiomycetes; Eurotiales; Aspergillaceae. Gene Ontology annotation, biological process: positive regulation of transcription by RNA polymerase II. Gene Ontology annotation, molecular function: transcription cis-regulatory region binding; DNA-binding transcription factor activity, RNA polymerase II-specific; zinc ion binding. The record is from RefSeq and is a predicted model, not a curated record.
AUGGCGCAAUCAUAUCAUCAGCCCCAGGCCGCCUUGGCCGGCUUCCUCGACUCAAUGCAGCAGGACACCAGUAUGUCAGCCUACUCGCUCUUCGGUCCCUCGCAGUAUCCUGAGAGCGUGGCCUUUUGGCAUGAUCCCUCCGCGGCGGCGCCCACAAUGGCCAUUCCCGCAGCAUAUCCGUCCAAGCAGCCAACAUUACUGCAGCCCCUGCCGGACCAGAAGAAACACAAGCGUACUCGCAGCGGCUGCUUCACCUGUCGUGCACGUCGUAUCAAGUGCGACGAGACUCGUCCCGUCUGUGAGCGCUGCCGGAAGGGCAGCCGGGACUGUGUCUAUCCGUCUCCGACGGCUUCCUCCAAAGCCAGCGCUCGGGCUGCCGCCAAAUCGCGUGGGGCUCGUCCCCAGUCGCAAGGGAGUGACUCCUCCGGUAAGGUUGAGAUCGAGGAAGUGAGCCCCCUUGAGCCGAUUCUUGAUGAAGAAGAGCCCGAUAGUGCCGGGGUGGCAUCACGGCCAACACCCCCCACGGCCAGGCAUGCUGGCCAGUCUCGGCCCGAAAUGCAUCGUACGCAGAGCGGACAGUCUGUUCGGAAGAGAAGCAUUCCCAAGCAGACAUCGGAGUCUGGCUCGUUUCAGAUGGACCCCAGCAGUUCCCCAUCGACUGAGUCAUCACGAUUUGAGUCGUUGAGUGUGCGGUCGGCAAGUGUUGGUCAGUCAACGCUGGACUUAUUAAACAGUAGCCGACUAUCCGAUGAUGUCCGGUUCUAUUUGAAUUUUUACCAAGAAUACAUCACACCUGAGCACUUCUUCUUAAGACAGAGCAGCUCCCGUUUUAUCCAUCACAGUAUCAUCGAACUCGCCCUGGGUUAUAAACCUUUACUUAAUGCCCUGGUUGGGUUUUCAGCAUAUCAUCAUACUUUGCAGAGUCCCGAAGGAAAGCUCUAUACAUUCCUCAAAUACUAUAAUAAAGCCUUGGUGCUCUUACGACAGUCCCUUGGCUCAGGAGAGGAACACACCGAAGCAACACUAUGCACAGUUCUUGUACUGACGACUUUCGAGGAAUAUAUCGGGGAUUGGGCAAACCUUAUCGACCACCACCAAGCCGCACAUGCCUUGAUGUGGGAGCUGCUGACUCCGGAAUCUUCCAACGUGGUUGAGUUACACACCAACAUCUUUCUAUGGUAUGCUCGUUUCGAUGUAGUUGCGGGGAUUCUAGCCGGUACGGAGGCAAUCCUUAGUCGCGGUUGGUAUAUGGCCAAAGAAGAAUAUGAUGCCGAACAAGCCGCCCUCUACCCCGAUGAUCCAAGCAAGCAACUCGCCCUUGUGGCGUCAAUCAAUCGCCGCUUUGGACUGGACAUGGCAUCACUAUAUGCAAAAUUAUCGCGUGGAAUGAUCCCGAUAGAUCAGUUUGCUGUGCAAAACGAACAACUGGGCCAAACGAUAGAGAAGGCAAAGGCUAUUCUGAGCCAAUUUGAUGACUCGGAAGAUACUGUCCGUUCCUAUCCGAACCAACAACCCUUGACCGACAAUGAUAUCGUGGAUCCAUACGUACCAGGUGUCCUCCAAAUUGGCCCACUGUGGGAUGCGAACUACGCGAGGAUCGAUCUUCUUUCUACCGAGUUAAUGUUCAAGUACCAAACUAUGCUUUCUUUGAAGCAACCGCUCCUUCAGGACCUGCAGAACUUGGCCUUUGAACAGUGCCGCCUGAUGGAGACGAUCGAACGAUGGCCUAAUAAAGGGAAUGGUUCUUGCAUUGGAUUUAAGAACAGCAUCGGCAUAUCCAGCAUGUUCCUGCCGAAAGACCUAAAGCACCAGAUGUGGUCGCGACGCAAGCUGGCCGUGAUGGAACAGAACGGGUAUAUCAUUGCCCCUCGAUUCCGUGCCGCCCUAAUUGCCAUCUGGCAGCUGCCCGAACUCCAGCACUGGUGGUUACCCAACGACGAAGGCUAUUCUGAUACCAUCGGUGCGAUCCGUAGCAUGUCCGAAGAGCGGAUGAACCAGCCGAGCGAUGACUUCCGCGAGAAUGUACGGGACAUGAAAUCACUCUUUUGGAAAUUGACUGUAGACGAAGAGGACGACGAACAGAGCCCUUCGAGCAGCCAUAAUAGUUUCCAAUAG